Messenger RNA from Cylindrotheca closterium, 1506 nucleotides. The record is from the annotation of a GenBank genome assembly. NCBI's taxonomy places the organism in Eukaryota, Bacillariophyta, Bacillariophyceae, Bacillariales, Bacillariaceae.
AUGGAAGUCUAUUGUGCGUCCAUAGAAAAGGCUGUGGAGAGUUGGAAGCUUAUCCAAUCGGAUCCUAAUUACUAUGUUACCUUUGGAGAAGCCUUGUUUCGACGGAUAUUUGAAAUUGCUCCUGCAGCUGUAAGCUUGUUUCACUUUGCUCCGGAAGGAAAGAGAAGUGAGACUGUGCAAGGUUUCGAAUCCUCUCCCAAAUUUCAUCCCCAUGCCAAGGCCGUCCUAUUAAUGCUGGAACAAGCCUUGAUGCUCAUGUUGGAGAGUCAGUUGUACGAUCUUGCUGAAGCAUUGUCCAGUCUUGGUUUGAGGCAUCUUGUCUAUGGUGUGGGAAAAGAGCAUUUCAAAGUGCUGGAAACUGCCGUCUUGGAUACUUUGGAACUCUUUUUACCGCAUCCAGAAUGGACCAAGUGUUUGCAAAAAGAUUGGCAAGGCGUACUUCACUUUAUCUGCAAAGGAAUGAUUGUAGGUGCCGACCAAGGUUUCUCCAUCAAACGAAAGAAACGGGAACUUGGUGAAUUGUCGGUGGCGACCCUUCGGCUCCAACCCACACCCAGCAACAGUAAUGAUACCAGUGCACCAAUCAUAAUGUCGCCACCACCAGCAUGUGGGAGCCGAUUUGAUCUCCACGUCAUCAAGAGUCCCAAAGAUCCACCCAAACCGGCAAUGCGUUCCAGAUUUGAAAAUUUCUUUGAAGAUUCCUUGCCACAAACUCCCAAGCGAAGCUCGAUGCCCAAACGAAACAACUCGGAUCCAGUGCUCAAGACGAUGAUACCGUCUGCUACACUGCGGUUGGGAAGAGGGACAAACAGUCCUGCUCCAACUGUUACUCCUAGUCCUAGUAGUAGUACUACCCAGCGAAACAAUCAAAGACGACGACGACACACCUCCACCGAUCUUCUUGGGGAAAUGUCUGCCGUCCAGCAAAGGAUUGAUCGAUUGUCCUUUCCGUCGGAUCGAUCAUUAUUGGACAAGUCCAGCAGUUCCACCACCAGCAAUCCCACAUCUUUGUUGUCCUUGCGAAACGAAUUGUGCGACGACAUUGGAUUGGGUCCCACGGCCGGUCGUCCCAUUCGAAAGCAUAGGAUGAGUCGCAGUCAUCCCAAGAGGCCAUUGUCGGUCCAAAAACACAUUGACACGGCGCUACGGAUACUCAAUGAACAAGAACAGCAAGAAGAACCAAUGACCCCCAACAACAACAACAACAACAACAAGACCAAUGAUAACAGCACCAGCAUGACCUUUGAACAAUUGGAUGCUUCUACCAGCACCUGGCCAAUUUUGGGUUUGGAGCAAGAUCCACCUUCCACUUUGAACACUUCUUGGCCCAUGCUGGGCUUGGAACAAGAUGCGACUCCGGUCCUGCCAAGACGUCAAGUGUCCCCCAAACCAAUCAAGAAGAAAAAGAAGAAGACAAUAACGGCGAGACCGACUUUUGUGAUUAUCGACCCUUCCAUUUCAGUCGAUGAUACAGAGUCGCCAAUAUUCGAGCCACUGGUUUGCUGA